AUGUCAAAUUCACGUAAUAUCGAUCUUAUUAACGCAGCUUUUUCGGCUGUAAUGGGAACCCACAAGUUUAUAUCUGAGAAAGAAUUUAAGGCUAGACAAACCCGUGGUGAAACUAAUAAUGCAUUAUAUGAACAAGUUAACUUAAACUCGUUUCAUCAAAUCAAUCUUGUCGGCAGUAAUCUCAGUAACUUGGACACGAAUAUUGUCAAUAACUUGAGCGCAGAUUUUAACCGUCUAUGUUCAUUUAAUCAAUCUAAUCCUCAUCUAGGUCAAGUUUUUGUUAAGACGCUCACUGGUAAAACCGUAACACUAGAAUGUGGAAAAAAUGAUACUAUUGAUACUAUUAAGCUGAAAAUUCAAGAUAAGGAAGGCAUUCCGCCUGAUCAACAGAAAUUAAUUUUUGCUGGUAAGCAAUUGGAGGAUGGCAGAAAUCUUUCUGACUACAAUAUUCAAAAAGAGAGUACAUUACAUCUGGUUUUACGUCUACGUGGAGGUGGUUGUAUAAUUAGUUAUUUAAGUGUGAAUGUGUUGGACCCGCGAUAUGACUGCGAUUUUACAAAUAUUACUGAUCUGGGUGUGACAUUUAUGAGGGGCAAUAUACUAUAUAAAAGACCGUGUGGAUGGAAACGCAUCGCUUUAAAAGUUACUGAAAAGUAUGAUAACGGUGAUGAUAAAUGGCUCGGUACCGAUGAAAAUUCUUGGCCUGUAUCAUAUCAUGGUACUGCUAAACAUAAUGCAAAAUCAAUUGCUGAAGAUGGUUAUGAUUUAAGCAAAGGAAUUAGAUUUGCCUAUGGACAUGGCAUUUAUUCAACACCUGACGUACAUAUAGCUGAACAAUAUGCGACUGAAUUUGAAUUUGAUGGCAAUACAUAUGUAAUGAUAUUUCAGAACAGAGUAAAUCCUGCUAGUUUAAAAAGAAUUCCUGUUGGAAAUGGUGAAUAUUGGGUUUCUGAAAAAGGUGAAGAUGUCAGACCAUAUGGAAUAUGUAUUAAAAGAAAGUAA
Messenger RNA from Racocetra fulgida, 1002 nucleotides. Lineage: Eukaryota; Fungi; Glomeromycota; Glomeromycetes; Diversisporales; Gigasporaceae. The record is from the annotation of a GenBank genome assembly.